This is a messenger RNA of Plasmodium gonderi, 300 nucleotides long. Its product is annotated as high mobility group protein B2. The record is from RefSeq and is a predicted model, not a curated record. Bases 1 to 300 code for a protein of 99 amino acids. Lineage: Eukaryota; Apicomplexa; Aconoidasida; Haemosporida; Plasmodiidae. The transcript has a single exon.
AUGGCCACCAAAACUCAAAAGAAAGUUAUAAAAAAACAAAAUAAAAAAAAGAAGAAGGAUCCCUUAGCUCCAAAGAGAGCCUUAUCAGCCUAUAUGUUCUAUGUUAAAGACAAAAGACUCGAGAUAAUCAAGGAGAAACCAGAGCUAGCGAAAGAUGUUGCACAAGUCGGUAAAUUAGUUGGGGAAGCAUGGGGAAAGUUAAGCGCAGCUCAGAAAACUCCAUAUGAAAAAAAAGCGCAAUUGGACAAAGUUCGAUACUCAAAGGAGAUAGAAGAAUAUAGAAAAAAUAAAAAAGACUAA